AUGGGCCGGUCCACCACCCUUCUGCGGUUCUGGCUCCUCCUGCCGUACGUUUCGUCGCUACUAUUCGGCCGUGUACACGCAGCAAACGAGUCGUACAUCACUGCGCAGGCGGAGUACAACACCGAGUGCAAAACGUGUCCGCAUUCGCUGUGCACGAACAAAGUCGCGUAUGAGUACGAGGACGUGUUCAAUGCGACGUGCUGGACGAGAGGGACGGCGAUCGUGGGCGACAAUCUGUGGUUGAAGAGCGAAGCAGGCUGCUACGUCGCAGAGUACGACACCGUAGAGUAUACUGGAGAUUACACAUCCGACCUCCCCUACUGCGGCCGCGCCUCCGAAAAACAACACCUCACCCUCGCCGACGCAACGCUCGCCUACAAAACAGAAUGCAGCGUCUGCCCCUCUAUCAACUGCGACGUCGCCGCCUACCUGCCCGAAGACACCGACGUGACGCUCACGUGCUGGACAGACCAGGGGCAGGUCAUCAUAGACGAUCCAUACUGGCUCAAAACCACAAACAACUGCUACAUCGCGGAAAAAAACCUCUACAGCUCCCCCAUCGCCGCCGACAAAUCGCGCCUAGAUCCCUGCGGCCCGAUUCCCUUCCUCGAGCUCGCAAACCACCUGCCCCCGGAGGCCUCCCCCUCACCCGAAGAUCCAAACCCCCCGGAAAACUCCACCCCUGAAAUCGCCCCCCGCUCCCCCCACCCCCUGACCCCCACCUACCUCAUCAACGUAACCGUGGGCACCGAAUACGCGCCGUGCCGCAGCUGCGCGCGGGAAACGUGCCGCGAGGAGCGGACGUACGAGUUCAACCAGGAGGUGUGGCUGCAGUGCCUGGUGGAGAACAACGGCACGUGGUGGAGCGAGACGACGGAUUUCUGCUAUGUGGCGAACAAGGACUUUUGGGAGAGUCCGGAGGGGGACUAUUAUCGGAAUCCGCUGUGCGAGUACUUCGAGGAUCCGGAGGACGAGGGGGAUGACGAUUAA
Messenger RNA from Trematosphaeria pertusa, 990 nucleotides. RefSeq lists its product as uncharacterized. Lineage: Eukaryota; Fungi; Ascomycota; Dothideomycetes; Pleosporales; Trematosphaeriaceae. The record is from RefSeq and is a predicted model, not a curated record. Bases 1 to 990 code for a protein of 329 amino acids. The transcript is spliced from 5 exons.